GCUUGUCGGUAGUUGAGAAUUGUGCACCCACCCUAGAUUAUUAAUAAACAGUCUUGAAGUCCAACUCGAGUAUCAUUGACGCCUACCCUGACAUGGCGCAGCCGGAAAUUAUUUAAAUGGUUCAAACAAAGAUAAAAUAGUAUAAAAAGUUAAAAUAUUUAAUUAACAGGACUCAGUUGUUUAUAUACUAAUAUGGAAACAGUGCUUACGCCUCCGUUACCGUUUACUUAUGAUCAAAGUUUAUUGAACAUUACUACGGGCAGUUUAAGUGAUAGUUGGAAAAAAUGGAGUAAGGGAUUUACAAUAUAUUUCGACGCGUGUGAACUUUCUAAAAAAACAUCGGCCAUACAAAUAAAUAUAUUGCUUCAUAUAGUGGGUGAACAGUGCAGGGAAUUGUAUGAACAACUAAAUGUGAAGUGUACUACGGUAGAACAGGUUUUGGACGAAUUUAAAAAAUAUUUUGAUCAAAAGAAAAACUUAACGGUUGAGAGGCAUCGAUUUUUUACGCGAAAUCAGGCAGAAAGUGAAACAAUUGAACAAUAUGUGUUUGAUUUAAAGAAAUUAUCAACUUCAUGUGAGUUUGGAACUUUAUGUGAUUCCUUAAUUAAGGAUAGGUUGAUAUGUGGCAUCGCGAGCAAAGCUAUUCGGGAGAGAUUAUUACGUGAAGCCGACUUGACUUUAGAACAAGCUAUGGAGAUUUGUCGAGCGGCUAUAGUAUCUAAAGUGUAUUCGGAAAAAAUUGUUGAAGACUCGCGAGAGAAAUCGGUACAUAACAUAACGACGGGUGACAACAACAAUUCAUUGCAAGAUAAUAAUGUAUGGCAAAUAUCACAAAGAGGAGGUUACGGUCGUGGCCGUGGACGGUUCGCGGGGUCGCGAGGCGGCCGCGGCGCGGGAGCUUGGAGCAGGAGCGGUUGGCGCGCGCAGGACUCGACCGUGUCGGCGCGAGCGGCGGCUGGCGCGGGCGGGAGCGCCGCUGGUGCUCGUAGUGCGGCGCAUAAUGUGUAUAAUAACAGUACUCGUUGUUGUAACAAAUGUGGUACAACGCACGGAAACUAUGCGUGCCCAGCGUAUGGGAAACGUUGUUUACGGUGUUCGCGCAUGAAUCACUUUUCGCGUAUGUGUGGCGUAUAUCAAAUUGAGGAGUCGGACCAACAGGUAAUAUAUUGUCUUAAUAAUGAGAUAGAUGAAUGGUCGAUUGUUUUAAAUAUUAAUAGCUAUAAUUUAAGGUUUAAACUUGAUACGGGAGCCGAAGUUAAUGUUUUGCCAUUACGCUACUUAUCUCAAGUUGGUUUAAGCAAAGAAAAUUUAAUGGUUACCACGUCGCGGCUUCACGGUUAUUCUGGAAAGAACUUGGAUGUUCUAGGCAAAUGUUUUUUGAAAGUGGUAUAUAAAGAUAAUGUAUAUUUUUUGGAAUUUAAAGUGGUGGAUGUGCCGUCCUCUCCUGUAUUAGGUAAAUAUGAUUGCAAGGUAAUGAAUUUGGUGAAAAGAGUAUUUGCAGUGAGUGAAAUGGAGCAAUUGAACUCUCCGGCUUUUGUUACGGAAUAUAAAGAUGUAUUUCAGGGUAUAGGUUGUUUGCCUGGUAGUUAUAAAAUUAGAGUGAAUCGCGAAUGCAAGCCUGUGGUGCACGUUCCAAGAAAGGUACCAAUACCAUUGCGAGAAAAACUAAAGGCAAAGUUAGAAGAUAUGGAGCGACAAGAUAUCAUAGCAAAGGUUGAGGGCCCUACUGAUUGGGUCAACAGCAUGACUAUAGUAAAAAAACCAAAUGGAGAUCUUAGGAUAUGUUUAGACCCGAAAGAAUUGAAUCAAGCUAUAAAACGAGAACACUUUAGGUUGCCUACGUUAGACGAAAUAGUUUCGAAUUUGUCAGGGGCUCAGUAUUUUAGCACAUUAGAUGCUACUAAUGGUUUUUGGCAAGUAAAAAUAGAAAAUAGUGAUCUUUGCACUUUUAAUACACCGUUUGGGAGAUAUAAGUUUCUACGUAUGCCCUAUGGAAUAUCGUCUGCGUGUGAGCUGGUUUACAAACCAGGCAAGCAGUUGCAUAUCGCGGACGCGUUAUCGCGCGCCUACGAGCCGCCCGCGGCCUCUUCCAGUGAUCAUCAUGACCUGCAAGACGAACUUACAGAGGCGGUGCACACAGUGUGUGCAUACAAUGAGCUAACUGAUACGCACUAUUUAAUACUACAAAAAGAAACAGAUAGUGAUAGUGAGAUGCAGCUGUUAAGAAAGUAUAUUAGAAAAGGAUGGCCAGAAGAAAAAAAAGACGUAGAAGAUGUUGUGAAGCCAAAUUGCCCAUCGCUAGUUCGUAGCCGCUGUGACGUAGCCCUAGGCUCGUUCCUGCUCGUGACGUUCGCGAUAGCAAAUGAAAACUAG
This is a messenger RNA of Cydia pomonella (codling moth), 2373 nucleotides long. RefSeq lists its product as uncharacterized. The transcript has 3 exons. The record is from RefSeq and is a predicted model, not a curated record. Bases 193 to 2373 code for a protein of 726 amino acids. NCBI's taxonomy places the organism in Eukaryota, Metazoa, Arthropoda, Insecta, Lepidoptera, Tortricidae.